AUGUUCCUGACAUUGUUGAUAUUUUCCCUAUCGAACGCUCUUGAUUUUGGCAUUGAAGAAAUAAAAUUAGGAACAAUCAACGACUACACUCUCAAAACGGGAUCUCACGCCUUCAAAGCUAGAGCCAACUUUCAUAGGCUAAAAAUUACUGCAAUGCCAAAUGGAGAGGGAUUCGACCAAAUAAGGUGGACAGAUAAAUUAUCAACAUCCCUUGAUGAUAAUAAGAGAAUUAAAAUGGUGACGCUGACAGAAAUUAUUUUGCGAGCGGGUAGGCCCAUCCCGAUAUGCUGAAUAUGGGCCACUAUGCCUCUUUUCAAAUGUGCCUUUGGGCUUGUGAUGCCUUACCUAAGAGGGAAGUUUUAUUCCUCCCCCGAAGGUUUUUCUGUACCUGCCAGGCAGAGUAGACUGGUUUUACCUCUCGGAUAGUCUUCUUCUAUCAUGACUAUCGGGGAGAAGACGGAGGGUGGCUCUAGCUUAGGGAGCUAACCUUUAGGCUAUGUGAAUUUCAUUAGAAAAUUUAAGAGGGAGUAAUAAGUAGAGCUGUGCAGCAUUCGCAUCUGGUAUAUAAGCACCCUGCGUAAACCAGCUUUCCUGAAGUCAAGAUAGUUCGGUCAGUGGCUGGGCCGUUUAAUCCUUAAUUUUAAUAUUAUCUUGACGAAACAACAUUUCUAAAAUGCCCAAAGGACUCUGCAAUUUGCGGAGAUGCAAUAGACCCAAGCACAAAUGUUCAGAUAACCAUUGGAGCAUGCGUGGAUGAAAUUUACAUCUAUGUUAAGGUUUCUAAGGAAUCUACUCUUUCUUUCUCUGGCAGCUACUAUCAAGGAGAUUGCGAUCCAAUUGAAGAAAACCUCUAUACAAAGUGUGGAGCCAUGACUUAUGCUCAGUGUGAUGUAUGUGGUGACGAAUGCAGGCUAGCAUUUUGCAAAAAGAGAUCCCGCGACGGCAAAGAUCCAGAAGUAAAGACAUCACUAUGCUUGCCUUAUAAUGUGACAGCAGAAGAACUCACUGACAGGUGUGAUGAUUAUAUGAAUGUUGAUUAUGGAGAAUGGAAAGAUUCCUGCAAUAAAUCACUUGAAAUCGGGAAUAUUGGUGCGCUCACAAUCAUUAUGCUCGUGCUAAUGACUAUUGCCUUUUUUGGCUUCAUCGGCAUUGUUACAUGGUAUAACUUUAAACUGAGGACAACUGGAAAACCUCCGAUUAAAUGCUUCAAAUUCUGCCCCGAGAUUCUUUUCCCUCAUCCAAGACAGGCGCAGCCAGCUCAGCCUUUAAGAGGAUACCAGCCUCCAGAUAUUGAAAUACCUGAUAGAAGAUAA
Molecule: messenger RNA, 1313 nt
Organism: Blepharisma stoltei
Lineage: Eukaryota; Ciliophora; Heterotrichea; Heterotrichida; Blepharismidae
Source: the annotation of a GenBank genome assembly